Messenger RNA from Coregonus clupeaformis (lake whitefish), 4635 nucleotides. RefSeq names its product syntaxin-binding protein 2. The record is from RefSeq and is a predicted model, not a curated record. Bases 1722 to 3500 code for a protein of 592 amino acids. NCBI's taxonomy places the organism in Eukaryota, Metazoa, Chordata, Actinopteri, Salmoniformes, Salmonidae. The transcript is spliced from 21 exons. Gene Ontology annotation, molecular function: syntaxin-3 binding. Gene Ontology annotation, biological process: intracellular protein transport; vesicle-mediated transport; neurotransmitter secretion. Gene Ontology annotation, cellular component: plasma membrane; secretory granule.
GGAAAACCAGGAAGUACAGUGUGAAGGUUGGCGCAGCAACAGCGGCAAGAUGGGGGUGAAAAUAGAGGUGUUUCGUGACACAACGGGAGGAAAGUCAUACCAAAAGGUGGGUUACGUCGAGCUCAACCUGUCUGAGUAUGCAAGCUCUGGUUAUGUGACCCGACACUGCCUCCUAGAGGGAUAUAUGACCAAGGACAACAAGCUGGACAACUCCCUUCUCAAGGUGGGCCUACAGAUGCAGCUGCUUCAGGGAGACCCAUGUUUCAGAGUGUGAGGAUAUUAUUAAUAGCAUUGAUCAACUAUUAUUCACUAAUACGGUAUUAUGGAUGUUAUUGUACAUAAACUACUACUAUUCAACCAUCUUUUCAGUUAUAUUAAUUUCCCAACUUUGAUUACAAUAUGCUGCCGAUUAUAGUCUUUGUCACUCUCCUGUUUGUGCUUUACUCAGUCCGACCCAGCAUUCACUUCCAAACGGAACUUUGUCAUCUGAGAAUGUUGAGCAGCCCAGAGAAAGCACAUCCAGUCACUCUGAGCCAUGUAUGUGUGACCAGCCAGGGUUUGGACCCGUGCUACAAGACUGUGUUAAGCUGCUGAGCUAAAGCCUAGGCAUUAGCUCGGGAAGCUAACACAAAUCUUUAGGUCUUAGACUUGUGUGGUUAACCUAACGACAUCUGUUUAAUAUGCUUGUACUUAUCAGGCAAACACACCAACUCACAGAGAUGCACCAAUUAACUAUCCUCAUCAAACUGCAACCACCAAAGAGCAUUUGGCAUUUGAAGUAAACCCCACAAUGUAUUUCCCUCAGGUUCAAAUCAAAUCAUAUUUUAUUGGUCACAUACACGUGUUUAGCAGACGUUAUUGCGGGUGUAGUGAAAUGCUCAUCAGAUGACACCCUGAGAAGGCAGCUGGCGAUGAAGGGUGGGCUGCUGCUGCUGCUAGAUGCCAUGCCCAGUCAGAACCCAGAGGCGCAGGAGAGGGCCAGAGUUGCCGGUCAGUUGACUCGGGUCGGGAACACACGGGUGGAUGCCCAGGAAGUGGUUGAAAAUCUCUGUCUGGAGAGCUUGGGCUCAGUAUUUGAGCUCCCUCCUCCCAUGGUUGGUGCUUUGAACUUGAUGCUGGUUUCAAGAACACAGAUGAGUAAAAGCAUGGCAUACUACUCAAUAGAGAAUGCUAAUGCUUAGUAUCAAUAUCUAUUACAGAAGCUGGACUUGCACUCUUUGUUGGUCAGGAUGGCACCACAACCCUUGGUGUCACUCACAUACAGAACCGGUAGCCUUUUGGAGAUGGAGCUCAACUGAUCCUUGAAAUGUCAUAUGUUGAUUCUAAUGUAAUGGAAUUACGAUUCUUAAUUGGAUUUCUAGUGAUGUCCCACUCUGUCUCAACAGGGACUUCCAUGCUGGAAGUUUAGAGAAUGUCAUCAUAAUGAAAUAACUACGUAGAAAUAAAGAUGUUUGACACCCAAACCACAAGAAAAUCUACCCUAUAUCAGAGACUUACUGUAAAUGACAAUGUUUUAAUGCAAAUGUACUCAUGAAGAAUAUGAAUAACACUUUAGUCAAAUUGUAAAUUCUUAUUUACUUAUUUAUUUUGAGUGCAUUUGAAUGUACUUCUACACUUUUCUAUCUUUGAAAAACUAAGCUGACAUGACAUAAGUGUUAUGAUGAUUAUGUUAGCCAGUUAAAAAGUUGCAUGGAAAAAAUCGACAACACGGAAGUGUCAAGAUGGCACCAAGCAGACUGAAGGCGUUAGUCGGAGAGAAAAUCCUGAAUGGAGUUAUCAAAAGUGUGAAGAAGGAUGGAGAAUGGAAGGUGCUCAUUGUGGACCACAUCAGCAUGCGAAUCCUGUCCUCCUGCUGCAAGAUGUCAGAUAUCAUGGCAGAGGGGGUGACUAUUGUAGAGGACAUCAACAAGCGCAGGGAGCCCAUCUCCAGCCUGGAGGCCAUUUAUCUGAUCUCCCCUUCAAAGAAGUCGGUUCAUGCUCUUAUCAAUGACUUCAAAGAGACGGCUUUCACCUACAAAGCGGCGCACAUCUUCUUCACAGACAAUUGCCCAGAUGCUCUGUUUGCUGAGAUUGGGAUUUCCAGAGUUGCCAGAGUCAUCAAGACUCUGAAGGAGAUCAACGUGGCUUUCCUGCCGUACGAGUCCCAGGUAUUUUCCCUUGACGAUCCCAGCUCCCUGCACUCGUUCUACAGUCCAGUUGGAGAGGGGAAUAAAGACAGAAUGAUGGAGACUCUGGCAGAGCAGAUCGCCACCCUCUGUGACACCCUGAAGGAGUACCCUGCCAUCCGCUUCCGCAGCGGUCCUGAGGCGAAUGCCAGACUGGCUGAGGAGGUGUAUCAGCGUCUGAACGCCCAUAAAGCAGACAACCCCAGCAUGGGAGAGGGUCCUGACAAGGCCAUGUCUCAGCUGUUGAUUGUGGACCGUGGCUUUGACCCCAUCUCUCCCAUUCUGCACGAGCUGACUUUCCAGGCCAUGGUCUAUGACCUUCUGGACAUCGAACAGGACAUCUACAAAUAUCAGACGACUGGGAUCGGGGACUCCAAGGAGAAGGUGGUUCUCCUGGACGAAGACGAUGAGCUGUGGGUCCAGCUGAGGCACAUGCACAUAGCUGACGUCACCAAGAAAGUGACGGAGCUGCUGCGUGUGUUCUGUGAGAGCAAGAGGAUGUCCACUGAUAAGGCUAAUAUCAAAGACCUGUCUCAGAUGCUGAAGAAGAUGCCACAGUACCAGAAGGAACUCAGCUUGUACUCCACUCACCUGCACCUGGCUGAGGCCUGCAUGAAGAAAUUCAAAGCCUCGGUUGACAAGCUGUGUGAGGUGGAACAGGACCUGGCCAUGGGGACUGAUGUAGACGGGGAACCCCUGAAGGAUGCCAUGAAGAGCAUCGUCCCCGUACUCCUCAACACCGACAUCGACCCCUACGACAAGAUCCGCAUCAUACUGCUCUAUAUCUUCCACAAGAAGAAGGGCAUUGGAGAGGAGAACCUGACCAAGUUAAUCCAGCAUGCCAAUGUGCAGGCAAACAGCAACAUCAUCACCAACCUACAGCACCUGGGCUGUCCCAUCAUCGCUGGGGCUCCCAAUGCUGGGAAAACACUGCCUGAGAAGAAAGAGCGCAAGGAGAGCACGUACCAGCUCUCCCGAUGGACACCCACCAUCAAAGACGUGAUGGAGAAUGCCAUAGAGGACAAGCUGGACAGGAAGCAGUGGCCGUUCAUCUCUGACCCUGCCCCCAUCAACACCAUGCAGACGACUGUCAGCAGUGCUCGGUUCGGACAAUGGCACAAGAACAAGUCUCCAACGGAGUAUCAUUCCGGCCCUCGGCUCAUCAUCUUCAUGAUCGGAGGUGUGUCCCACUCCGAGAUGCGCUCCGCCUACGAGGUCACUCGAGCCACCGAUGGAAAUUGGGAGGUCCUGAUUGGUUCGUCUCACAUUGUCACUCCCACCAGCUUCCUAAAUGACCUGAAGAAGCUGGACCUGGUUCCAACUCCUGAAAGCUAGAUAUAACUUUCCCUUCUCUCCUCGGCCUGGAAGGGAGCUGGUCUGAGUCUGCUGGGAGAAUGGCUCUGAACACAAACCUGGAUUCAAAUUGUGUUUUUUCUUUCAAAUAUGUUGAGAGUUUUGAUUGUCUGCCGAGAGUACCAGAUCAGUGGGAUUUGCAGUUUGCACUUUUAGGACUAUUCCAGUGGUUCCAUUGGGUUAGACAAGCUCAAUUAAGCACAGUUAACAUAUUUGAAAGAAAACAAAUACUAUUUGAACCCAGGUCUGCUCUUAACGGAGUGGUUUAUUAUGAGAUGCUUGUGUACUCGUCUAAUGUUGCAGGGUUUGAGAUAGCUGUAAAACAAAGUGCCAUUUUAAGAUGUAGUCAUCAUUAAAGGAUAGCAUCUUGUGAUUUUCAAUCUUUUAUUGAAUUUCUCUUUUAAUUAUGCUUGAAGUAAAACAAAUUAUGUACAUACGUAUUAAUAUAAUGCUGUGAUGGACAUUUUCUGCUCUGAAUAUUUAAUUAAAACAGUCUAUAUUAUGAAGAUUAUUUUAAUCUGUCUCUGUCUUCUACGGUAAUUGAGUUACAAAUAUGUGAAUCAUCAUUAUUACUUUCCCUUUUAUCUGUUUAUUUAUGUAGUAGUACCAUCCCUGUUCAACAAUACUUAUCUACAACUUUAUACCCAGAAUUCAUUACAUAUUUUGAUAUAUUGCCUGUUCUUUCAUUCUCCAGAUCAGCAUGAAGGUCAUUUCUUUUUCUCCCCAAUGCUUGUAGGUAUUUAUAUUAAGGAUGCAAGAAAUUAGUGACUGCUGUACACCAAAGAACCUUGGGCUGCAUCUCAACAGUCUAAAGUGGCUUCCUCUCCUUCUGUCCUGUCAGUGCAGAUGAACGAAAGGAGAUAAGGAGCGGUGGCCUGUUUAGACAAUUGAGAUGCAACCUUUGUGUUGGGACCAUUAAAUACUUGUGUGCCUUUCCCGAGUUACAUUUAUUGUUUUCAUCUGUCUGAAUGUCUUUACUACAGUAGUGUCUUCCUCUAAAAUCAUGCACUUUUAUAAUAUACGUUUUAUAAAGGAAGGGAUGAAGUGUGGUUGUUUGGGCUUUUGUUGUCUUUGUAUUUUGGUCAAAAUUAUGAAUAAAAAAUAUGCAUAUAUUUUA